Molecule: messenger RNA, 1110 nt
Organism: Theobroma umbraticum
Lineage: Eukaryota; Viridiplantae; Streptophyta; Magnoliopsida; Malvales; Malvaceae
Gene: KAI2
Product: alpha/beta-Hydrolases superfamily protein
Source: RefSeq, a predicted model, not a curated record
AGGGCAAGAGAUAUCAACUGUACAUACAAAUAAAUAAACCCACAUGUGAAAGCUCAAUCACUUUUGCGGUCUUUUCCCGUAGUCUGCAAAGCGAGGCUUUGGUGGGAAAACAACGAAUUAUGGGGAUCGUGGAAGAAGCUCACAACGUGAAGGUUUUGGGUUCAGGCGAUCGAGUCAUAGUUUUGGCUCAUGGAUUUGGCACGGACCAGUCGGUUUGGAAGCACUUAGUUCCUCACCUGGUGGAGGAGUUCCGCGUAGUUUUGUAUGACAACAUGGGAGCCGGAACUACAAACCCGGAAUACUUUGAUUUCAAUCGUUACGCUACUCUUGAGGGUUAUUCUUAUGAUUUGCUUGCUAUCCUUGAAGAGCUCCAGGUUGAUUCUUGUAUUCUUGUUGUUCAUUCUGUUUCUGCUAUGGUCGGUGCCUUAGCUUCCAUUUCUCGCCCUGAUCUCUUCUCCAAAAUCAUCAUGCUUUCUGCUUCCCCCAGGUAUCUCAAUGAUGUGGAUUACUAUGGGGGAUUCGAGCAAGAAGAACUGGACCAACUCUUCGAGGCAAUGGGAGCCAACUACAAGGCCUGGUGUUCAGGGUUCGCACCACUAGCCGUGGGAGGCGACCUGGAAUCCGUGGCGGUUCAAGAAUUCAGCCGUACCCUCUUCAACAUGAGACCUGACAUAGCCCUAAGCGUGGCUCAGACCAUAUUCCAAAGUGACAUGAGACGAAUCCUCACCCUUGUCACGGUCCCUUGUCACAUCCUCCAAAGUAUAAAAGACUUAGCUGUUCCCGUCGUCGUGUCUGAAUACUUACACCAAAACCUCGGCGGCGAAUCAAUCGUUGAAGUCAUGUCAUCCGAUGGUCACCUCCCUCAGCUUAGCUCCCCUGAUAUCGUCAUCCCUGUGCUCCUUAGGCACAUUCGUAACGAUAUCACGGCAUGAAAUGUACUACUUCUACUACUAUUUCGCUAAACCAGGUUUAUAUUAUUAUUGUUAAGUUUGUUUCCAAUUUUAAUAAUCUGUAAUGUUAAUCUCAAGUUUUUGAGAAGUUAAUUGUGAUUAGGAAGCUGAUUCCAUUGCAACUGUUUGGCUGCCGGGGGGCUUUCUCUUUUUCCUUUUA